AUGGAGACUGAGGGGUGGUUUGCUGGUCUAAAAACGCACAGAAGGAAGAAAGGGACGGCGGAUCCUGGAUCACGUGGUGAAGAUUCAGAUGGUGUGGAAGGGGAAGACGAGUCUGAAAGUGAAAAGAGAAGGGGUGUGCCCUCUCUACGAGAGCGUUUACCUAUGUCUGCUGGACUAGGAGUAGGUGAACUUCGGGCUCGUUUAGGGGUUUGGUUCGGCAGCGUGGUAGCUCUAGAUGGUGCAGAGAAAGGUUCUCACAUGAUGUUUGCAUUUGAAUUUGGUGAUGGUGGAACAGAGACUAAAUAUGUGGAAUUUAUUUCUGAUCCCAUGAUGCAACUGAUUACAGCAAAACACAGAUACCAAAAUGAGGGAGUCUAUCAAGUCAAACUGAUAGUCCAGAAUCCUUUGGGUAACCUGACAGUGUCACUAGACAAACCAUUCUAUGUCCAGGUACCUCCUGAUGGAAUAGAAUUGUUUGGAAGCUUGUGUAUUCUACCUAGACAAGACCUGCACUUGACUCUUGAGGUUGCCAUGGGAACCAAUAUUACCAUAAAUUGGAAAAUGGGAGACGAAACAGAAUUUAUAGACCAUGGUAAAUCAGUGACACACCAAUACCAAACUACUGGCACCAAAUUUCUAGAAGUAAUAGUUUAUAACAGAGUAGACAGAGUUCAUUUACCAAGGGAGAUAACUGUUGUUGAUGAAAUACAUGGAGCCACAUUAAAAAUACCAAGUGUAGUUAUUAUAGCUGGACAAAGAUACACCUAUAAUGUGACGGCAAGACCUAACAUAGAUGGUAUUGUACAAUAUUAUGAGUGGGAUUCUAAUAGUACUCUACCUAGAGGCUCUGAAAUUACUAAAGACUCUUUCAAUACAUUUGCUCUACCAUCUGGAAAACAUAUGCUAACUGUGACAGCAACCAAUUGUCUAAGUAAAGCUAUAUCUAAACCAGUUAAUGUGCAUUCUGUAGCUCAACUAGUAGACCUGUCAAUCAUGGCUGUCAAAAAUAAACUUGUUGGAAAACCAGUCGAGUUUCAAGCCAAAUUUUGGGAUGGUGAUUAUUUGAAUUUCACCUGGGAUUUUGGUGAUGGCCACCAUAAAUUUGUUGUUGGACAAGUUAAUGUGAACCACACAUAUAAACAUAUUGGUGAGUACACAGUCCGACUAACAGCAGCCAACCCCAUCAGUUCUAUGGCAACUCACUAUCAAGUAUUUAUAUUGGAUCAAAUUUGUAAUCCACCAGAUGUCAGUAUAGUCAAACCCAGCAGACGUCUUAACAAGCUAACAUUUAGAAAAUGUGAAGUUCUGUAUAUUGAAGCCCAGGUUCAAGUGAAAGAAUGUGAAUUGUCUAGUGUGGUUCAAUAUUCGUGGACGAUCCUAGAUAUUAGAACUAAUCAUCCAGUCUUUCCUAAAUAUCCUGAUGAUCCAGUAUUUAGAAGUUCCUCAUUGAUUUUACCCUCUCAUACUUUACAUUAUGGAAACUAUACUGUCAAGCUGAAGGUUAGAAUGAAGGGAACUAUAGUUUACUCAAUGAGCAAGAUCCAAUUAGAAGUCAUACCUUCACCAUUAAAAGUUACCAUUGAUGGUGGGAAAUAUCGUAGAUUUAAUCAUAAAGAUAUUCUAAUUCUUAAUGGUAGUCUGAGUCAAGAUCUAGAUCAACACUCUAAUUUAAGUUAUAAAUGGAGUUGUGUGGUACUAAGUUCCAAUAAAUGGUGUUUUGAAAAUUCAACAUGGCCACCAAACAUUCAAAAAGACGUAGCAGUGGUUACCAUGCCGAUUCAACUUUUAAGAAAAGAUAAAAGUGAUUUUUUGUUCAAUCUGACUGUAUCAACGUCAUCUGGUCGAAAUGCUUCAACUGAACAAGUCAUCAAAGUACUCAAAAUUGAUCAAGUUUUGAGCUUGAAAAUUAGUUGCAAGCAAUGUAUUGGUGAACUGGUUAAUCCUAGCAACCAAGUAUCUUUUGAAACAUCUUGUACAGGAUGUGUACCAACUGAAACACGAUAUAAGUGGGAGGUGAAGCUAGUUGUGGGUAAACAGCAACCCCAAUCAGCUGUUCAUGAUUUUGGUCAAUGUGUUCAGCCUGAUGGAUCAUCGUAUGAUUUGAAGUUUUUGUCUCAGAAGCUAGGGACUACUAAAGAACCCCCCGAAACAACCAGUCAAAGAGUUAGUGAGAAAGUAACAACAAGUUUACCAAUAUUUGGUCCUUGGAUGAUGAAUGAAGGUCAAAGUGGCAGAGGAAGUUAUGGUCGAGGUGGAAUGGUGGAAAGUCGAAUGACUGAAGGUCAAAGAUCACCACCUUUACCAGAAACAUUCCGUGGUAGCAAGCUGAACGAAGGUUUACCAUUCCCUGUGAGAUCCCAAUUAAGAAAUUUACCCCGCCAUCAUGAUGCCAACGAUAUUUUGACCAUACCUAGAGAGGGUUCUCCUGGUGAAAGUGGUAGUUCACAGGGCAGAAAUAUCGGGACUGGUACAAACGUUCACAACCCGAUAGAACAACCUGGUUUAGGACGACAGUUUGAAGAUAAACCAGGCCAUAGAACAUCUAACUCUGAAAAUACAGACCGUGUUUUGGGACGGCCGACACCAAGAAAUGAAACGAAACAUGUGUUUAGCCAGGACUCAACUACAGUCAGACUUCUACCUACUCAAACAAAAACUGGCCUAAAUAAACAGUCAUUGGUCAUUAAAGCUGAUGUAUUAAUGCAGGGUCGUACCUACGUUGUCAAGGUUACAGCACAUAGUCGAGAUAAUAUAACUGGUGUUGCUAUGAUGUACUUCAUAGUUAAUAAAAGUCCACAGAAGGGUUUGUGCGAGGUGUCAUCUAGGUAUGAUGGGGUUGAGUUAGAAACAAAUUUUAAAGUAUUCUGCCGUGAAUGGAAAGAUGAGCACAUGCCUCUCAAGUUUGAAGUUAGUUAUAAUCUAUAUAAAGAGGAUAUGAAAAAGUUGUUGUACAGAGGAUUGAGCCAUGAAAUAAACUUUAAACUACCAGCUGGCAAUACCACAGAUCAAAAUAGAGUGUAUCUCUUCAUUGGUAUAUUGGACGGUAUAGAAGCCAGGACUUCAGUCUGUCCCAUACCAAUACAAGUCAGACCUAGAGAUAUAACCUACAACUAUACUAGCUUUGAUGAAUUACUAUAUAGUCAAGUUGAAAUUCUUCAAGUUGCCCAAUCAUUAGUAUCUACUACAGAAGUACCAUCUGAGUUGACGAAAACAUCAUUAUUGAAGGCUUUAGAAGUCUUACAGUCCCUUUAUGAAGAAACAGAGUCAUUAUCAACCAACCUUAAAACUGGUUUUCCUGAUUUGUUAACUCUUGCUGUCCGGGCUGUUUCUAACAUCAUGCAAGCUGUAUUACAAUCUCCAUUAACUCCGAACAACAGAGGUUUAAAGAUGGUCACAAGUGAAGCUUUAAGAGUUGUGGAUAGCUUAGUUAAAUUGGAGCUGCGACAUCAUAGUAUUGGAGAGGAACCAAUAAAAAGAAUGGCCGAAUUUGUAUCUGUCAUUGCUACCCAUUUCUUAACUGGACAGAAACAGAAAAUUGAGAUUAAAGAUGCCAGUUUCAUUAUUCCAAAAGUUACAGCAAAUGACACAGAUUCUUGCUACCAAGCUCACAUGACUACAUUUACACAGAAUCCGUUUGGUUACAAUGAAAGAUAUUCUUCAAAGAUACAAUCACAGGUUGUUUCAUUAGAUAUUUAUAGUUGUCAGGGCAGGCAACCAGUUAUACAAAAUUUAGAUGACGACAAUCUGGUUGAAAUCUGGAUUCCAAGAAAUAAAAAAGAGCCUGAUAGUUCUAGUCAACAUCUAUUGAAAAGAAGUGUAAUGAAUGUACACCAGUUUAACAUUACUAAGGAAAAUCUAGACCUAUCUUUGUUCAUAACACUGGAAUUAAAUCUAAUACAAAAUGGCCGACCGUUCCCGCUUGCUGUUCUUAUUGGUUCCAGGGUGUGUGAUGGCAAUGAAUUGCUUCUGUUGUAUUUCGAGAAGGGAGAGUUGUUUUUCCUCAUAUAUACAGACCUGGGAUGA
This is a messenger RNA of Lottia gigantea (owl limpet), 4023 nucleotides long. RefSeq lists its product as hypothetical. The transcript is spliced from 27 exons. The record is from RefSeq and is a predicted model, not a curated record. The coding region runs from base 1 to 4023 and encodes 1340 amino acids. Lineage: Eukaryota; Metazoa; Mollusca; Gastropoda; Lottiidae.